Molecule: messenger RNA, 621 nt
Organism: Ilex paraguariensis (yerba mate)
Lineage: Eukaryota; Viridiplantae; Streptophyta; Magnoliopsida; Aquifoliales; Aquifoliaceae
Source: the annotation of a GenBank genome assembly
AUGGCUGAGAAGGUUACAAUAAUGGUGCUCAAGGUUGAUCUUCAGUGCCCUCACUGCCGCAAGAAGAUCAAGAAAAUUCUCUGCAAAUUCCCUCAAAUUAGAGACCAAACAUAUGAUGAGAAGCACAACACGGUGACAAUCAAGGUGGUAUGCUGCAGCCCAGAGAAGAUUCGUGACAAAUUGUGUUGCAAAGGUGGGAAGACCAUCAAGAGCAUCGACAUCUUACCGCCACUAAAGCCCAAACCACCUGAAAAGCCCAAAGAGACUGAGAAGCCCAAACCACCCGAGAAGCCCAAAGAGACACCCAAAGAGACACCCAAAGGCCCGAGAAGCCCAAAGAGAGACACCAAAGAGCCACCCAAAGCGCCCGCGCCACUAAAACCACAUCCACCACCGAUGCCUGAACCGGUAUCUGCAUAUCCAAUUAGGAUAUGUUGUGGGCCAUGUUCUGAAGGUCGAGAUGGGGGACCAUGUUAUCAUGGGUACGGAGUGCCUCCACCACCACCACCGGGACCAUGUUAUGAUGGAUAUGGGUAUUAUGGGGGUUAUGGUAGGGGUUAUUGUGGGAGUCGUGGUGAUUGUUUUAGUGACGAAAAUCCAUCAGCAUGCACAAUCAUGUAA